Closterium sp. Naga37s-1 is the source of this 1776-nucleotide messenger RNA. Lineage: Eukaryota; Viridiplantae; Streptophyta; Zygnematophyceae; Desmidiales; Closteriaceae. The record is from the annotation of a GenBank genome assembly.
AUGGGAGCGAUCGAAGAGGUACCUACUCGUGUUGAGGGGGGAAUGCAUGAAUCAGAACGAGCGGAAGGAGCGGAAGGAGCGGGAGGAGCGGAAGGAAACGAUGGAAGGGAAGCAGCCGAAGGGGAGGAAGGAGCCAAUGUGCGGGAAAAUCGAGGAGGAGAAGAAGCUUCGAUGGCAGAGGUGACAGAAGGGGAGGAACGAGGCGAAGGGGAGAGGGCGGAAGGAGCAAGAGAGGGGACGGAUGCAGCAACAGGGGGGACGGCGUUGGAUGCGGCAGAAAACGCGGAGGGGAUGGAGGGAGCGGGAGAGACGGCGGCAGUUGCGGACUGGCCGCUGCUGCAGUUCUCGCAGCCAGCUCCCGCCUGUCGCGCGCUGAUCUGGCAAUGCUUCCGCGCUGACGCGGACGCUGACGUGGCAGCCGACGCGGCGGCUGACGUGGCAAGCGGAAGAAGCGGAGGGCGGGGGUGCGAGGAGGGGAGUGCGGCGGGCAGGAAGCGGAAGGCUGGGUGUGAGCGUGUGGUGCGGAGCCGGCGACAAGUGGACCCCUCUGGAAACUUUCUCAAGGGCGUGAAGUGGUCGCCAGAUGGCACGUGCCUAUUGGCUUCCAGCGAGGAUUGCUGCCUGCGCCUCUUUGACCUCCCUGCUGACAUCAUGCUGGCGUCAUCUGCCCCAUUUGACAUGAACGAUGAGGCCACACUCCCCAACCGAGAUUCGCUGGCACCGGCAGUGAUGGUCAGGGAGGGGGAGACCAUCUAUGACUUUGCAUGGUUCCCUGCCAUGUCAGCAGCUGACCCGGUGUCAUGUGUGUUUGCAUCAACAUCAAGGGACCACCCCGUGCACCUGUGGGAUGCCAUGACCGGCCAGUUGCGCUGCACGUACCGAGCAUAUGACCACCUGGAUGAGAUCGCUGCUGCCCUCUCCCUCACCUUCUCUUCUCAAGGAGACAAGCUCAUCCUGGGCUUCCCACGCUGUCUCAGAGUGUUUGACACGAGCAUACCAGGGCGUGAUUGCCAGCAGCACAGCACGGGCACCAAAGGACGCGGCCAGACAGGUCUGCUGUCCUGUCUAACCACCAAUCCGUACAUGCCGGGGCUGCUAGCUGUGGGGUCGUAUGAUGGCAGUGUGGGGCUGUACGGGGAUCUGGGGAGAGAGGCCAUGGCAGUGAUGCACGGGCACACAGGAGGGGUCACUCAGGUGCUCUUCUCUCGGGAUGGCAACUUCCUCUACUCGGGUGCGCGCAAGGAUCCAGCCAUUCACUGCUGGGACGUGCGGAAUACAUCAGGCGUUGUGUACAGCAUGCAGCGGUGUGUGACAUCCACCAAUCAGCGCAUUGCAUUCGACAUUGACCCCUCCAACCGCCAUCUCGCCACCGGGGGAGAGGACGGUCAGGUGAGGGUGUAUGAUCUCGCUUCAGGCUCCAAAAUCGCAGCCUUUCAAGCCGCUCAAGACACCAUCAAUGGAUUCGCCUUCCACCCGUGCCUGCCUCUAGCUGCCACGUCAUCAGGCCACCGCAGGUUCCACCUGCCGCCGCCCCUCACACCUGCCAGCCCACCUGAAGCAGACACCUGCUCACCUGAAGCAGACAACUGCUCACCUGAAGCAGACAACUGCUCACCUGAAGCACCCGCCAUUGCACCUGAAGUGGGGCACGUUUCCCCUGAGUUUGCACUGGCAUCACAUCACAAGACAGCAGAUCGGCUCCACAGUGAGUGCUUGCUCGCGACUCAUUCAAUCCUGACGUGGUCUUUAAUCUCAAAUGUCUUCUUUAGUGCUUAA